Messenger RNA from Metopolophium dirhodum (rose-grain aphid), 549 nucleotides. RefSeq lists its product as uncharacterized. Bases 1 to 549 code for a protein of 182 amino acids. NCBI's taxonomy places the organism in Eukaryota, Metazoa, Arthropoda, Insecta, Hemiptera, Aphididae. The transcript is spliced from 3 exons. The record is from RefSeq and is a predicted model, not a curated record.
AUGGAAAGGAAAAAACGUCUUACAGCUUCCAUUUUCGGAAAAGUUUGCAAUAUGCGUGAUAAAACUUCACGUGCUAAAACUGUGGAAAAUAUUUUAUUUGGCACAUUCACUGGAAAUGCCGCCACUAGGUAUGGAAUUUCCAAUGAAAUAAUCGCUAAAGAACAAUUAGAAGAUCUUCUAAAGCAAAAAAUACAACCUGCUGGUUUAAUUGUUGACAACAAUAUGCCAUUUAUAGCAGCUUCCCCUGACGGAAUACUAGAUGAUGAAUCGUUAGUUGAAAUUAAGUGUCCAGCUAGUGCUAAAGAACUUGCACCAGGAGAUGCUAUACAGAACAACAAAAUUAAAUGUUGCUCAAUUAAGGAUGGGAAAUUGUACUUAAAACGCAACGAUAAUUAUUAUUAUCAAGUUCAGGGUCAACUGUACAUCAGUCAAAAGACUUAUUGCUAUUUUUGUGUAUGGACCCCAAAAGGUUUGAUGUAUGAAAAAAUAAAAAAGACGACGAUUUUUGAAAAAAUAAUAAGGAAAGUAAAAUUAAAACGUUUUAUUUAG